UGUGUAGCCAUGUAUACGUAUUAGUUAGGUGUCAAAUGAAGUAAGCCAUUACAAUUGUGUAAUCUAAAUGAAAUGUUUUUGUAGAACACUGAUUUAAAAUGACUUCAUGACGUCAUUUAAAAGCGCCGACGGAGUGAGGGAGAAUCAGAAAGCAUGGCUGUUGACAUGAGAUUACCAACUAUUCGUAAACAAGUGUCGUUAUCAAUCUCUUCGUCUGUUUUGGAUGGAAAAGACCUUGUAGUUCCCGGUGAUGUGCUUACUUCAGAUUCCGGAUUUAUGAGGGGGCAUGGCACGUACAUGGACGAUGAAAAAUUAACAGCCUCAGUAGCAGGAGAGGUGGAGAGGGUCAACAAACUAAUCUGUGUGCGUCCUCUUAAGACAAGGUUCAAUGGAGAGGUCGGAGACGUAGUGGUGGGCAGAAUCACCGAGGUGCAGCAGAAGAGAUGGAAGGUGGAAACCAACUCGAGGCUAGACUCUGUUCUGCUCCUAUCUUCCGUCAACCUGCCUGGAGGAGAGCUGAGGAGGAGGUCGGCUGAGGAUGAACUGACCAUGCGGGACUAUCUGCAGGAGGGAGACCUCAUCAGUGCUGAAGUGCAGUCUGUGUUCUCAGACGGAGCACUGUCUCUCCACACACGCAGUCUGAAAUACGGAAAGCUGGGCCAGGGGGUUCUGGUGCAGCUGUCGCCCUCCCUGAUCAAGAGGCAGAAGACUCACUUCCACAACCUCCCCUGCGGAGCCUCGCUCAUCCUGGGGAACAACGGCUUUGUGUGGCUGUACCCCACCCCAGGACAGCAGGCGGAGGAGGCCGGGGGGUACCAUACCAGCCUGGAGCCUGUGUCUCUGUCAGACCGGGAGGUGAUCUCCAGGCUGAGGAACUGCCUGCUGGCUCUGAGUGCUCACAUGGUGCUCCUGUAUGACACCAGCGUGCUGUACUGCUACGAGUCCUCGAUGCCUCACCAGAUCAAGGACAUCUUGAAACCGGAGGUUAUGGAGGAGAUUGUGAUGGUGACGCGUCAGAAACUGGUGGAACAGGAAGGAUAGAGACAGGAAGUAGAUAGAGGAGACAGGAAGUAGAGAGAGGAGACAGGAAGUAGAGAGAGGAGACAGGAAGUAGAGAGAGGAGACAGGAGGAGAGGAAGGAGAGAAGGAACAGGAGGAGACAGGAAGGAGAGAGGGAACAGGAGACAGGGAGCACACCUCGACCAGAGACUACAGAUAUUUAGUAUGGAUCCCAAACUCGAGCACUGAAACCUUGUCUUGAGGAGGCCAGGAGCAUCGUUUUAUUCCGGACAUUUUGUGAAACUUGCAUAUAACCUGUUGAUGCACUUGUCUGAUGACUGACCAGGAAAUGUAUCCAUCACACCUGGAAACCUUUCCCUUAUACCUGUAUGGAAAUGUGAUGACUGUUUCCGGAUGGAGUGGCCUUUGUUAUGCUGUUUAAGCAGGUGUACCUUUUUUUGUAAAUGUUUUAUAAAGAACUAAAGACGUGAUAAUGGUUGAAAACUCCUUAUUUUUUUGAGGGAAAUAAAUACUUGCAAGUCAUUAACUGCAUUGGAGUAA
This is a messenger RNA of Hypomesus transpacificus, 1560 nucleotides long. RefSeq names its product exosome component 2 (gene exosc2). The coding region runs from base 154 to 1041 and encodes 295 amino acids. Gene Ontology annotation, molecular function: RNA binding. NCBI's taxonomy places the organism in Eukaryota, Metazoa, Chordata, Actinopteri, Osmeriformes, Osmeridae. Gene Ontology annotation, biological process: nuclear polyadenylation-dependent rRNA catabolic process; exonucleolytic trimming to generate mature 3'-end of 5.8S rRNA from tricistronic rRNA transcript (SSU-rRNA, 5.8S rRNA, LSU-rRNA); poly(A)-dependent snoRNA 3'-end processing. Gene Ontology annotation, cellular component: nuclear exosome (RNase complex); cytoplasmic exosome (RNase complex). The record is from RefSeq and is a predicted model, not a curated record. The transcript is spliced from 9 exons.